UUCUUCCACACUAUUUUCCAUUUCCAGCUCUUCUCAUCACGCACCUGACCAUGAACUUCGGCCUGAUGCUCCUGAUGCUGCUGCUGCUGGGUUUCAGUCCAGCCCAGAGUCGCUAUGUGAAGAGCUCUGAAGAGACUGAUAACCGCAUUGACACAGAUGACUUCUCUGUAUUUUCCAUAAUUGAAAGAGCCAACAAGCAUGCUGGACAGGCACUGGGAGCACCAGAUGUGAUGUUUGGUGACAUUGCAGUUAACACUGGUUUGCAGAAUGCAGACCCGUGUACGGAGCGCGGAUGCAAAUGGUUCAAACAGAGGGAUGGAACUGUCAGUGUGCCGUAUGUCAUUUCCAACCAAUUCUCAUCCCGAGAAAGACGUGUGAUUGAGGAUGCAAUGAAGUCCUUCCAAAGCUCCACCUGCGUCCGAUUUGUUCCUCGCCAAAGAGAGCAAGACUACAUUUUAAUACGGUCUCUUGAUGGGUGCUUCUCUUUUGUGGGGAGAAGAGGUGGAGGACAGAUUGUGUCUCUUAAUCGCAAUGGAUGUGUCUUCUUUGGUGUGGUUCAGCAUGAGCUCCUCCAUGCUCUGGGCUUCAACCAUGAGCAGACCCGCAGUGACCGAGACCAACAUGUCCGGAUCCUCUUCCAAAACGUCAUUCGAGGACAGGAACACAAUUUUCAGAAAAUCAGAACCCUAAACUUGGACACGCCAUAUGACUACAACUCAAUCAUGCAUUAUGGAAGGUUUGCUUUCUCCAGGAACAGGGAACCAACCAUCAUCCCUAUUCCAAACAGUAACGCAGUCAUUGGACGCGCUACUGAGAUGAGUCGUGUCGACAUCCAGCGCAUCAACAGACUCUACUGUUAAAAACUGGCAGUGUUACUUCUCUUCAGUAUGUAACCAGAAGAUUUUUUUUAUCUGCACGUUUUUUCUUUUUCCUUCACUCAGCAUGUAUGACUGUAGUACAACAGGACCAGCUUUCCAGUUCACAGUCCAAGAGUUCAAAAAACUGUUUUAUGUUUCUUUAUAUAUUCUCAAUAUUAAAAUGUUCUUCUUGCUGCA
This is a messenger RNA of Astyanax mexicanus (Mexican tetra), 1055 nucleotides long. RefSeq names its product low choriolytic enzyme. The record is from RefSeq and is a predicted model, not a curated record. The transcript is spliced from 8 exons. Gene Ontology annotation, biological process: proteolysis. NCBI's taxonomy places the organism in Eukaryota, Metazoa, Chordata, Actinopteri, Characiformes, Acestrorhamphidae. The coding region runs from base 51 to 860 and encodes 269 amino acids. Gene Ontology annotation, molecular function: metalloendopeptidase activity; zinc ion binding.